Molecule: messenger RNA, 396 nt
Organism: Vicia faba (fava bean)
Lineage: Eukaryota; Viridiplantae; Streptophyta; Magnoliopsida; Fabales; Fabaceae
Source: the annotation of a GenBank genome assembly
AUGUUUCAUUUUCCUUUUCCAUUUUCGCAGACUCCAAGCAUACGAAUGGUGGUCGCGACAAACAUGCUCGUGGCUAUGUCAAAUUUAUCUGUUGCUGAAUUGAAUAAGAGGAAGUGGCGGAUGGAGUUCCAUAGAUCUAUUUAUUUAUCAAAAUCAGAUUUCGUUUCACCACUCCCACUCCUUUUUCUCUUUGACAACAACUCCUUUUUCUCUCACUUCAAUGCAGAGUCCACAGAGCCAUAUACCUUGAUAUCUUUUUCAAACUUUCGAGAUGUAUGCUGGUGUGCAUCUUCUGUGAAUCCAGUAGAUCUUGCAAGAAAUAACCAAAUGUUGUUGAAGGUUGUGAAUCCAGAACAAGUUAGCGUAUGGAUCAUUGGUAAAAGAUUUGCUUUAUAG